Messenger RNA from Pecten maximus, 2472 nucleotides. RefSeq lists its product as uncharacterized. NCBI's taxonomy places the organism in Eukaryota, Metazoa, Mollusca, Bivalvia, Pectinida, Pectinidae. Gene Ontology annotation, molecular function: protein binding. The transcript has a single exon. The record is from RefSeq and is a predicted model, not a curated record. Bases 206 to 2053 code for a protein of 615 amino acids.
AACCUUAGGAAAUGAACAAAAGUCUUUGCUCUUGUCUAAAUAUCUGGACAGAAAGUUAAUAGGGACAAGGGAGGAGGUGAAUAUCAGAAGAAGGGCAGUGAUUUUACGCGAAUUUUUCGAGAAUUCUGACCAUCGCCAUAAUUAUACCAUUCACGCAGGAACACGCGGAGAAGGACUUUUCCUGAACGGGUCUGAUCAUGACGCUAUGGAGGUACACCGUGAUGUAAUUGUGAUGUAUCCUGAUCAGUGUAUUUCUCCAAACGACACACUCAAAACUAUACUUUAUAUUAGAGAGGCAGCAGAUUGUCGUCCUGGUUAUGUCAACUUAGAGUUUGGUCAUUUAGGGCAAUACUUCGAUGAAGCCUUGCAUCAUUCACUUGUUAGGAGAGGGAACUCAAUGUUUGUUUCCAGUGAUCUUUAUAGGGAAGUCCAUGUCAAUCUUCGCUCAAAACUGUCAGGUUUACAACAUGAGUCAAAUGGUCCUAGUUCUACGAUGAGGAUAUCGCUUGAUUAUGAUAUUGUUCAAUGUUUUUCGUGUAAAAGUUGGCCUAAGGAGGCUGACGAAUGGAUUACUCGUACACGUCUGUAUGGAUGGCCAUGUCAAACCCUGAUAGAAAAGAUUGUGCGCAGCGGAUGCCAUCUUGUCCCUGUAGGAGAUAAAUGUUCUAAAAGCACAUUUUUACAAUGGAGAAUCUCACUUGUAACAGCAGAAAGGUCUUUAGUUCACUCCUUUAGUCACAUUCAACUCCAAGUGUAUGCACUGCUGAAGUAUUUCUUAAAACAGAUACAAGCCACAUUAAAAGAAGCCAUUGGGGAUGACGACAUCUUGUGCUCCUAUUUCUUAAAAACAGUCCUUUUCCAUGCAAUAGAGAAUACCAGUCAAAAGUUGUGGCAAGAGAAAUAUUUGUUUUAUUGCUUUUGGUUUUGCUUCAACAUUCUGAUUGCUUGGAUCAGGGCAGGAUUCUGUCCUAAUUACUUCAUCCCAACCAACAACUUGUUCAAGAGGAAAGUACACGGACAAAGUCAGAAAAUACUGUUGGAUAUUUUGACCAACUAUUCGACGUUGAAAUGGAUGUGUCUUUCUGUCGGAACCUUUUUCGAAAGCUCAAUAUGGGAUGAUCUUUGUAAUAUCACAAUGCAAGCUGUUCUUGCAAAGCCUAGAUUAGUUCCAGAAAUUAUUCUUGGACAGGAUUUGACGACACUUUAUUAUAUGCCAGUCGAAAAAGAAAUCUGCGGUUUCACACCCAGGACUAUCACUCAAGCAUUCAACUCAUUAACAACUUUACAAUCGGAGGACGAUCAGGUCUAUGCAUACCGCUACGCUACGAAAGGCCUUGACAGUCUAGCAAAAGAGCAACUUGAUGCAGAUCACUUACUUGCUCGCGAGAACAAGUCAAGGUACCAAAGACUGAGAAAGUGCAAACACUGGAUGAUUCCUAGAUCUUCAAUGGGCACAGAUCUGUUGUAUUUAGCAACUUUUCAUUUUUUAACAGGAAACUACAGAAAAUCCCGAGACAUGAGCCAACAGGUUAUGAAACUAGCAUCAUAUUACAGAGUGAACAUUGGUGAAGUGCACCAAGAUAUGAUAGCAUUAUAUUUGCGUGAAUUUCAUCACCCUGGAAAUACAGUAGACAGGCUGAAGAGAACAUGCACAGAUGUCCUUUUCUUUUACCACAAGACGAUGCAUCUUCCUCAUCUCUGUCUGGAGCUGUUAAAGGAACACAGGAACAUAGCUAUUCCUCCAUUACCGUAUGCGCUGUUCCUGAGCUUCCUGUGCUGCCAUGAGCUGAGAGACACCAGAGGACGUGAUACAGCCCUACACAACCUGAUAAAAGUUCAGGAACAUGAAGCACAAGGGGGACACAAAUUCUGGAUAGUUCACACUCUCCUGGGGAUCUGUUAUCAAAUUCUUGGAGACUUUCAAAAGGCAAUUAGGGCUUACUGGAAAUCAGCUCAAUCUAAGACUCAUUAUCAUGAGUGGAAUCCUGCCAUUGAAAGGAUAGCUGUGGUGCACCUAUGUAUAUAUGCCUCACAUAUGUCUAACAGAGAAUAGAUGUCUUGUCUCUGCAUAUGUAUGUCUCACAGAGGUCGGACAAAGUAUAGCAUUGAUGUAUCUAUGAUGUAUAUCUCUCAGAACUCUAACAAAGGAUAACUGUGACAUAUUUAUGUAUGUGUGUCCCACAGAAGUCGGACAGAGGAUCGCCUUGUGUCUCCAUGUUCGUAUAGCCCACAAAGAUCUGUUAAAAUAGCUCAAAAAGAGUUGACAGAAAAGGAACAGCUGUGACGCUUUAUGUGUGUACGUCUUACAGAGGUCUGAAAAUAAUACAGCCUUGCUGUAUCUAUGUGCAUUUAUCUCACAUAGAUCUGAAAGAAAUAGCUGUGGUGUAUCUAUGUAUGUAUAUCUUAGAGGUCUGACAGAGGAUAGCUGUGGUGUAUCUAUGUAUGUCUCACAGAGGUCUGACAGAGGAUAGC